Molecule: messenger RNA, 510 nt
Organism: Puccinia triticina
Lineage: Eukaryota; Fungi; Basidiomycota; Pucciniomycetes; Pucciniales; Pucciniaceae
Exons: 3
Coding region: 1-510 (169 amino acids)
Source: RefSeq, a predicted model, not a curated record
AUGGAACCUGAAGAUUAUUACAGUCAACUCAAUCAGAUGCAAACACUAGAUGAAGAGCCCUCGUUGGCUGACUCGAGCGAUCUCAGCCCGGCAUAUGACGAUCAGCUUGCUUGGGAAGCACCGCCGGCACCGGCGCGGUGCUCCUCAACCGGCCGGUGGAACGACGAGCUCGAUUUGAUCCUCUUUGGGUCCAAGGAGCCCUCGUCGGCUGACUCGAGCAAUCUCAGCCCGGCAUAUGACGAUCAGCUCGCUCGGGAAGCACCGCCGGCACCGGCGCGGUGCUCCUCAACCGGCCGGUGGAACGACGAGCUCGAUUUGAUCCUCUUUGGGUCCGAGGAGCCCUCGUCGGCUGACUCGAGCGAUCUCAGCCCGGCAUAUGACGAUCAGCUCGCUCGGGAAGCACCGCCGGCACCGGCGCAGUGCUCCUCAACCGGCUGGUGGAACAACAACUUGCUGCAAUCAAAGCAUCCUCAACCUCGCUGUUUCCAGUUUUUUAUUAACCCAAUAUAA